AUUAGAUCAGGAAUCCGUCACCUCACCUAAGUAGGUGUGAAGUGCUGGCUGCGAUCAUGGGGAACCAGCUGACUGAUAUCGCUCCCAACACCUCCUUCCUGCCAAACUUCCAGUCUCUUCAUGUGGUGGUCGUUGGGCUCGACUCGGCCGGUAAAACCUCCCUGCUGUACCGGCUCAAGCUGAAGGAGUUUGUGAAGACGAUCCCCACCAAGGGCUUCAACACGGAGAAGAUCAAGGUGGCCGUCGGGACGUCCAGGACCAUAAACUUCCAGGUGUGGGACGUCGGCGGCCAGGAGAAGCUGCGCCCACUGUGGAAGUCCUACACCAGGCGGACAGACGGGAUGGUGUUCGUGGUGGACUCCACUGAGCCGGAGCGGAUGGAGGAGGCCAAAGUGGAGCUCCACAAGAUCACCCGCACCUCGGAGAACCAGGGGGUCCCCGUGCUCAUCCUGGCCAACAAGCAGGACCAGGACUCGGCCUCGUCCGUCGCCGAGGUGGAGAGGCUGCUCGCCGUCCACGAACUGAGCACGUACACGCUGCAUCACGUGCAGGGCUGCAGCGCCGUGGACGGCCGGGGGCUGCAGCCGGGCCUGGAGAAACUCUACGAGAUGAUCCUGAAGAGGAAGAAGAUGGUGAAGCACAACAGGAACAGAAAGAGGUGAACCGAGACGAAUCGGGAGGUUCACCCACGGUUGAGACGCUUCCAAGCCUAAUGGCUGCUUUUUUAAUGGGAGAGCGAUUUGUGCCAACACAACAACAAUUACACAUGUGGCCGCGAGGUCAGGAGAAAUGGAUUUGCUCACAAUAAUUGAAGCGGUAUUGACAUAUUCUUCGUCCUGCAGCUGCCCGUCGAAGGCUUAGAUUUUUAAAAGGGAACCUUGAGCAGUUAGUCCUCACUAAGUGCUUUUCUACACCUGUUUUAAAGAAGAAUUCUACAAAGACAUUUGCCUGUUAACCGUAAGACUAAUAUCACAUUCAUGUUUCAGGUCCCUAUAAUAUAUAAAAGUCCUUAUAAUCCUUCACAAGCCUGCACAGAUUCUGUCCCACUGAAUAGAUGAUUUUGUUCCACAGAUGCUUCCCUGAAAUAUUUAUUCCACUUUUUUAGUGUUUGUGUUGGACAGAGGGACUUUGUUUUUGUAA
This is a messenger RNA of Anoplopoma fimbria (sablefish), 1140 nucleotides long. RefSeq names its product ADP-ribosylation factor-like 4D (gene arl4d). Lineage: Eukaryota; Metazoa; Chordata; Actinopteri; Perciformes; Anoplopomatidae. Gene Ontology annotation, biological process: vesicle-mediated transport; intracellular protein transport. Gene Ontology annotation, molecular function: GTPase activity; GTP binding. Gene Ontology annotation, cellular component: cytoplasm. The coding region runs from base 57 to 662 and encodes 201 amino acids. The record is from RefSeq and is a predicted model, not a curated record. The transcript has a single exon.